ACAUGCGGUUAAUAUACACGCAGCACAUUUCAUUUUUCUCUUCGGUGUCUUGUGGAAAGUUGGAAACUACAAAGCUAGCAACUGUCAUGUCUGGAAUCAAGGCUCGCAAAUGGUUGAACAAGAAACCCUUUCAGGGUCUUCCUAAAAGGGAUGAUUUUGAAAUCGUUGAAGAAGAGCUCCCUGCAAUGAAAGAUGGAGAAUUUAUUGCUGAAGCUCAAUUCUUAACUGUUGAUCCUUACUUAAGGAUUACAGCACUUGGCAUUGUUGUACCUGGAAAACUGAUGCCUGGCAGUCAAGUGGCAAAAGUGAUACAAUCAAAGAGCAAGGACUAUUCAGUUGGUGAUGUUGUUCUUGGUGAAUUUGGUUGGUCGUCUCACAGCAUUUCGGACGGUUCAAAGGUUUUCAAGUUAGACUCAAGCAGCCCAAUACCUCACUCAACUGCACUGGGAGUGCUGGGAAUGCCAGGUGCAACUGCUUACUUUGGUUUACGUGAUAUAUGCCAACCUACCAAAGAAGGACAGACAUUCUUAGUCAAUGCUGCUGCUGGAGCUGUAGGUUCCAUCAUUGGACAGUUAGCAAAGUUAAAAGGAAUGAAAGUUAUCGGUUUUGCCGGCUCUGACGAGAAGAUAGAGUACCUCAAGAGCCUAGGGUUUGAUGUGGCAUACAAUUACAAGACAAUACCUUCACUGGAGGCAGCCAUUAAAGAAUCCUGUCCUAAUGGAGUUGAUGUCUUCUUUGAUAAUGUUGGUGGGAAAUUCCUUGAGACUGUGAUCCCACAGAUGAGUCCUACAGGACGUGUAGCAAUCUGUGGGUCUAUUUCUCAAUAUAACAAUGAAUCUGAAACAAAGAGCGAUUUUAAUAUUCUCGGAUAUAUUCAGAUGAAGCAAUUGAAAGUCCAGGCUUUCCUUGGUUGGAAUUUCAUGGAUGAAUGGCCAGUAGCUUUUAAAGAAAUGGGACAGAUGAUACAAGAUGGUAAACUGAAAUAUCGCGAGACAGUUUUUGAAGGAUUUGACAGCAUGUGUGACGCCUUUGUGUCCCUUUUCAGCAGCAACAACAUUGGAAAGGUUGUUGUGAAAGUUUAGCAAGAAACCCAAUGAUAACUUUAUAAGCUAUAGCAGUAGUAUAGUACAACACACUUUUUAAUUUAGUCAUAGUAAUUAGUAUUUUGCUAAUUGGCACUAUUCAUUGUA
Amphimedon queenslandica is the source of this 1190-nucleotide messenger RNA. Its product is annotated as prostaglandin reductase 1-like. The coding region runs from base 3 to 1082 and encodes 359 amino acids. The record is from RefSeq and is a predicted model, not a curated record. The transcript is spliced from 8 exons. Gene Ontology annotation, biological process: prostaglandin metabolic process. Gene Ontology annotation, cellular component: cytoplasm. Gene Ontology annotation, molecular function: 15-oxoprostaglandin 13-reductase [NAD(P)+] activity; 2-alkenal reductase [NAD(P)H] activity. Lineage: Eukaryota; Metazoa; Porifera; Demospongiae; Haplosclerida; Niphatidae.